CACGGAAGUACCCCACUAGAAGAACUGAACCGGUGGUCUCAUUGAAAAAGACAGCGAUAAUAAGGAAGGUUAUGACACUUCGUCUCUCUGUGUCCCCAAGUCACAGGAACCAUGAAGCUUCGGCUGCACUUUGUGGUGGACCCCAUGGGCUGGUUCUGCAUCAGUAUGGUGUUCGCCAUCUGGCUCUACAACUCCUUCUUCGUCCCCAAGUUGGUGCUGCUUCCCCAUUUCAAUGAGGGGCAUAUCCCCUGGUCCUUGGUUGUCAGUUACUACUUAGCAUCAGCCUUCUGUAUGGCAGCACUUUUUAGAGCUUCUACAGCCGACCCUGGCAGACUCCCAGCCGACCCCCACAUCCCUCACUCAGAGCGAGAGCAGUGGGAAAUGUGUAGCAAGUGCAACAUGAUGAGACCAAAAAGGUCCCACCACUGCAGCCGUUGUGGCCACUGUGUACGCAAAAUGGACCACCACUGUCCAUGGAUCAAUAAUUGCGUAGGGGAGGACAACCACUGGCUCUUCUUGCAGCUUUGUUUUUACACACAGGUCCUCAGUUUGUUCACCCUGGCUCUGGACUUCUGCCAGUACUAUUACUUCCAGCCCUUAACCACAUUGGACCAGGAGGCGUUUAUGGCACGUCAUGAGCUCGCCCUGAUACGAGUGUCUGCGAUCAUGGGUCUGGUGAUGUUUGCCGGCAUGAGCAGCCUCUUCUAUACUCAGAUGGCUGGCAUCCUGACAGACACCACCACCAUUGAGAAAAUGGCUAACUUCUCAAGUAAAAUAGGUGGGGCUGGUGGUGGGUCAAAUAAAUCCUGGCAGCGGACACUGGCUGAGGUGUUUGGCACUACCUGGAAAGUCCUGUGGUUCAUCCCGUUGAGGAGCAGGCAACCGCUGACCUUUCCCCACCACUUCCGCACUCAUGUGUAGAUUAGUGAAGGAGUUCUGUCCCACUUCGAUCCAGACGAUAGGCUGCCAUCUCUGACAGAGAAUACACUGUGCACACUCUCAGCACCCCCCGCCUGCCUUCACCUCCCUGUUUUGUGCCAUCUAAGCUGGGUGGUAGUCUUGAUUGGCCAGUGGAUACACAGUCUUUUUGUCUUUCUCUAUAGGAUGUAGGAUUGACAGUGUCUGAACUGGGUCACAAACUUCUGCAAGAGUCGAGGACAUGCUACCAAGUGCAACCUAGUGCCCUUUAUAAUCAUUACUAGGGGCUCCAUUGUGCUCCAUUGUCCCAUUGUGGAAACCACUUUAAGGGAAAAUUGCUUUUGAGAGAAACUUUGACAAAAAGGAAAUCACUAAGAACCUCAAUUUGAUUGUAGGGCCAUGUAGACCUUCAAACCACACUAAAUACUAACCCUAACUCCGUACCCAAUACACAGCCUAAUUUUUCUAUAAUUUGUGCCUUCUUUUGACUUUUUGUCCAUUCAUGUGUCAUAAAUCAGCAGUGUUUCUGCUGUUAUUAUCUGGUGGGCUGGGGCCUGCUGUUACAAGAUAUAAAAUGACAUUUUUAGUCAGUCUUCCAAAUGGUUUGGAUACAUGCUUUUUACAGAAGGCUAUAUAAGUAAUUAUUUUGGGAAGAAGUUGGAUAUCAAGUGGUGGGCAAGUUGGUUUAUGGAUUUCUAUAGGGAAGAGCAGUACCAUGAUUGAACUGCAUUCCAUAAUUAUAUGGUUCAAGGGUUCCUUUGCUUUACUUUUUACACUCAUAUUUAUUUUUUGAAAAAAGAAAUGAUGAUGCUCUUACAAAAAAUAUAUACCACUAGUAACACCUUAAUUUUAACUACAUAGUAACUAACCAUGGCUAAUCUUCCAUUCACAGUGAUAAUGUAUUUUGUUCCACAUUCAUUACUAUCAAUUAGACAACAUUUCCACAGAAGUGCUGAGCUUUCACAGAUAUCCAUGAUUAAAAACAUAUCACAAUGCUAGAAAGUCAUUGGUCAUCCAUUUAUAAAACACUAUGUUUGCUUGAGACUUUUUCAAACCUCCACACUUCCUAUUGCCAAAUUAUUUAACCUUACCAAUGAAGAUGAUUUGUAAAAUGUCCCAAUGGGGAGUCACCGUGAAACAAGUGGAUUGUAUCAACAUUUAUUUCAGGCUAUACCAAAUACUUGUAUUUAUAUGUAUCUGCUGUUGUACACUUGGCUGUAACAUUGUGCAUAUGCACUGAUAUAUUACCUCUAUAUUUUCUGUACACAUUCCACAUUUUUUUCAAUAUACAUAUACUGUAGAAAUGGUCAUCAAAUGGUUAUUUCAAUGUUGUCAUCACUUGUUGAGUUGAUAAUUUUUGAUGAUUUGAAUGUAUGAUAAUAACGUGUAGUCUCCUGUACCGUAUGUAAGACCUAGUGGAGUCUCAGAACACUGUAAGUAAGUAGGCACUGAUUGAUGUUGAUUUGUUCUUAUGUUGAAUGUGGGGACAGCUGCUGUAAAUUGUCUGUCAUGUUUCUACUUUCUCCUUUUCUGUACAUUGAUUGGUCGUAAAUGGUAGUGGACGCUGAAAUAUUUUUUUGUAAUAACAAUAGGGUCUUUAAUUAGAAUUUCCUGGUUGACAUUGUAGUAUGUUUUCUACUCGGUACUUCCUUCAUCAUAUAGGAUGCAUCAUAAAUGGGGAAUGUUAAUGUUACAAUAAUGCAAAAUACAUGUUUUUCGUUUAGACUUAAACUAUUUGUAAAUGGCACGUCACCAAUAGGAGUGCCACCAACUGUCUUAAACCAUAGAUGUAUGUACACUACAUCAACUGUUAGUCUAAAAAGGACCUUGGUGAGGCUCUGUAUCGUCAUUACAUCAACUGGUCUCCCACAGGGCUUGAUGCUAGGUCCCCUGCUGUUCUCUUGUGUAUCUUCUACACUCCCCAACCCUCUCCUUCUUAAACUUAAUCUCCCUCCUAACUUGAUUACAUUUACAUUUUUAGUCAUUUAGCAGACGCUCUUAUCCAGAGCGACUUACAUGAGCAAUUAGGGUUAA
Molecule: messenger RNA, 2952 nt
Organism: Coregonus clupeaformis (lake whitefish)
Lineage: Eukaryota; Metazoa; Chordata; Actinopteri; Salmoniformes; Salmonidae
Product: palmitoyltransferase ZDHHC21
Exons: 8
Coding region: 112-921 (269 amino acids)
Biological process (GO): protein targeting to membrane; peptidyl-L-cysteine S-palmitoylation
Cellular component (GO): endoplasmic reticulum; Golgi apparatus
Molecular function (GO): protein-cysteine S-palmitoyltransferase activity
Source: RefSeq, a predicted model, not a curated record